Chiloscyllium plagiosum (whitespotted bambooshark) is the source of this 641-nucleotide messenger RNA. The record is from RefSeq and is a predicted model, not a curated record. NCBI's taxonomy places the organism in Eukaryota, Metazoa, Chordata, Chondrichthyes, Orectolobiformes, Hemiscylliidae.
GUUGCUCCGGGAUCUGGUCGGGCUGAUCCGGGGAUCAGAGAGAGCCAGGCACCGGAAAUCUGCCGGGGAUCACCGGGAGACGGCUCAGGAACCGGCGAAACGCACACGACAGGAGCGGAUCCCGACCGGAUCACAGACCCAGCGGAUCCUGACCGGAUCACAGACCCAGCGGAUCCAUACCGGAUCACAGACCCAGCGGAUCCCGACCGGAUCACCGUCCCAGCGCAUCCCGAACGGAUCACCGUCCCAGUGGAUCCCGACCGGAUCAUCGUCCCAGCGGAUCCAUACCGGAUCACAGACCCAGCGGAUCCCCACCGGAUCACCGUCCCAGAGGAUCCCCACCGGAUCACCAUCCCAGCGGAACCCGACCGGAUCACCGUCCCAUAGGAUCCCCAUCGGAUCACCGUCCCAGGGGAUCCCGACCGGAUCACCGUCCCAGUGGAUCCCGACCGGAUCACCGUCCCAUAGGAUCCCCAUCGGAUCACCGUCCCAGCGGAUCCCGACCGGAUCACCGUCCCAGCAGAUCCCGACCGGAUCACCGUCCCAGCGGAUCCCCACAGGAUCACCGUCCCCUCAGCGUCGAGGUCACCACGACACAAUCCAGCGGAUCUUCUCCAGUCCAGCCCCAGCUCACCACAAAG